Messenger RNA from Zingiber officinale, 1560 nucleotides. RefSeq lists its product as uncharacterized. Bases 91 to 1218 code for a protein of 375 amino acids. The transcript is spliced from 6 exons. The record is from RefSeq and is a predicted model, not a curated record. Gene Ontology annotation, cellular component: chloroplast. NCBI's taxonomy places the organism in Eukaryota, Viridiplantae, Streptophyta, Magnoliopsida, Zingiberales, Zingiberaceae.
AAGAAGAAACUAAACUCGACAAGGCGGCAGGCACUGAAGGCGGCCAACGAGGGUUUGAGAUUUUUUGAAGAACACCUGCUUCCGGAUGCGAUGGCGACGACGAUGACGCAGGUCGUUUGCUGCUAUAACCGCCGCCUGCUCCGCCUCUCGCUUCCCUCAUCUUCUACCCAGACGCCGUCUGGAUCCCGUCGUCGAAGCUUCCCCAUUCCUCGCGCCGCAUUCCCAUACUCUAUGCUUCGGUGGGAACGCCGUAGCUUUAGCUUCGGGAAAGUUUCCGGCGGUCGAUCGAAAGUGUUUUCCUAUUUGCCUGAUUCGGAGAAGUCCAAUGGUGCUGCGGACAGGGAGGCCAAUUCCUCCAAUUUCGACUCGGAUACCAGAAGGUCCUCAGUUGUCUCGAAGGGAUCUUCUUCGAUCGCUCGGUCUGAGUCUAAUGGAAAGGGAAGUUUUGGUUCCAUUAGUGGGAAGUCAGGGUCUGCCUCUUUCUGUGGAUUAACUCACCAGACGGUGGAAGAGAGAAAGCUGGCUUCUCCCCCUCUCAAGGAUGGCACAGGAUCUCUCGUGUGGGUCUUGGGUCCUCUAGCUCUGAUAUCUUCGGCAGUGCUUCCCCAAUUUUUUCUCAGAAGUGUAAUUGAAUCAGUCCUGAGAGAUGAGGUCCUUUCAGAGAUUGUUGCCUCAUUAUCUGCAGAAAUAAUAUUCUAUGCUGGGCUUGCUGCAUUUUUAUCCAUUACUGAUCAUGUUCAGCGUCCAUAUCUUGAAUUCAGUCCAAAAAGGUGGAGCCUUAUCACAGGCCUUAGAGGAUACCUUUCAUAUUCCUUCUUCACCAUGGGUUUCAAGAUUUUUGCACCUCUUCUUGCUGCCUAUGUUGUUUGGCCAGUUAUUGGUCUUCCUGCUGUUGUUGCAGUUACCCCGUUUCUAUUGGGAUGUGCCGUACAAUAUGCAUUUGAGAUACGCCUCACUGACUGCAAUUCUUCUUGUUGGCCUACAUUGCCAAUAAUCUUUGAGGUUUAUAGAUUGUAUCAGUUGAGCAAGGCAGCAAACUUUAUGGAAAGGUUAAUGUUCUUAAUGAGAGAUGCAUCAACAAACUCAGCAAUGGAAAGGAGUAGUGCAUUAAUUUCCAUGUUAGCUGUUUUCCAAGUUCUUGGUGUGGUUUGUUUAUGGUCUCUAGUAACUUUUCUUCUGAGACUUUUCCCGUCUAGACCUGUGGCCGAGAAUUAUUAAAGAUUUAGUAAAACAAGUUUUAUGUCAUCAUCGUAGACAAAGUAACUCUGAAGCAGAAGCGCAAUCCUGAUGAACAGUUGCUUCAACACAAGUGACAAAUGCAAACUGGUUUCGAGAUGAUGGGAUAUGUUGUGCCUGUUACAAUUUUGUUAUUUAACUGAAAAUUCCAUAUGAGCUUGAUGACAUGUUUCUACAACAGCUUGUUAAUUAGAUGCAGUUGUUUUACUACUUCUGUUUACAUCUUCAGCAAUUCUGAGGUUGAUGUAGUUCUUAGCCGAAAAACUUUGAUGCUUAGAACAUCUUGCACUGUUUGCAAUCAUAAACCGUCUUGUUUGUUUGGAA